Messenger RNA from Anguilla anguilla (European eel), 3339 nucleotides. RefSeq names its product guanine nucleotide-binding protein G(i) subunit alpha-like. Bases 642 to 1706 code for a protein of 354 amino acids. Lineage: Eukaryota; Metazoa; Chordata; Actinopteri; Anguilliformes; Anguillidae. Gene Ontology annotation, cellular component: heterotrimeric G-protein complex. The transcript has 9 exons. The record is from RefSeq and is a predicted model, not a curated record. Gene Ontology annotation, biological process: adenylate cyclase-modulating G protein-coupled receptor signaling pathway. Gene Ontology annotation, molecular function: G protein-coupled receptor binding; GTPase activity; G-protein beta/gamma-subunit complex binding.
ACAAUUUCUUUUUUUUUUAACAGCAACGGACAGUUUGCUGGUUCGCUAGCAGGAACAGUUUUGUUACUACUAUUUACUUUCCCGUUGAAUAAAGCUUAGCUAAUAAUAGUGGGCACAUAUUGCCCAAGUUUAGCGGAGCUGAUUAAACGCGUUGUUGGAGAGCUAGCGGGUUUUUUAUAGAAGGUCUACGCUGUACCUUCGGGUUUUUUUUCUCAUGAUCUAAGGCAGCUAACCCAGCAAGCUUACAAGUUGAGUAGCAAGCGUCUAGCUAGCUAACUAUGCACAGUUUCUGAAGUCGAAAGGAGGGACAACGCCUGUUCCUAUGAAACCGUCUUUGUAGUAUAUACCUGUUUUAAUAACGUGUUACCCGGACUAUUUUUGCUAUUACCGUAAAUGGCAAUUUUAUUAUCGUGGGAACAUUUCGAAAAGUAGCUAUACUUCAGUGUAUUGCGCUGCUCCCUCCCAUGUGUUGUUGCCAACGCCUUUUUUCGUCUUCGCUGUGUUUUACUCAGGCUGGCAGGGAGCUAGCAAGAUAGCUUGUUUUGGCUAAUUGCAGUUUUCAUACCGGAGUAAUUGAUUUGCUAAAACACUGCUUCUUAGGUGUAGCGUACUAAUAGACUAGUUAGGUAAUUUAUUUCAAAAUGGGGUGUACACUGAGCGCCGAAGACAAAGCGGCAAUGGAAAGGAGUAAGAUGAUCGAUCGGAAUUUACGAGAAGACGGGGAAAAAGCUUCAAGGGAAGUCAAACUGCUUCUUCUAGGUGCUGGUGAAUCAGGAAAGAGCACAAUAGUAAAGCAGAUGAAAAUCAUCCACGAAGAUGGCUACUCAGAGGAAGAGUGCAAGCAGUACAAGGUGGUGGUGUACAGCAACACCAUCCAGUCCAUCAUCGCCAUCAUCAGGGCCAUGGGGAGGCUGCAGGUGGACUUCGGGGACGCGGCACGAGCGGACGACGCGCGACAGCUCUUCGUGCUGGCGGGCUCGGCGGAGGAAGGGGUCAUGACGGCGGAGCUGGCCGGGGUCAUCCGCCGGCUGUGGACCGACGGCGGCGUCCAGACCUGCUUCAUCAGAUCCAGAGAGUACCAGCUCAACGACUCCGCCUCAUAUUACCUCAACGACCUGGACAGGAUAUCCCAGCCGAGCUACAUCCCCACGCAGCAGGACGUCCUUCGCACCCGGGUCAAAACCACAGGCAUCGUGGAGACGCACUUCACCUUCAAAGAGCUCUACUUCAAGAUGUUCGACGUCGGGGGCCAGCGCUCGGAGAGGAAGAAGUGGAUCCACUGCUUCGAGGGCGUCACGGCCAUCAUCUUCUGCGUGGCCCUCAGCGACUACGACCUCGUCCUGGCGGAGGACGAAGAAAUGAACCGAAUGCACGAGAGCAUGAAGCUGUUCGACAGCAUCUGCAACAACAAGUGGUUCACGGAAACCUCCAUCAUCCUCUUCCUCAACAAAAAAGAUCUGUUUGAAGAGAAGAUCAAAAGGAGCCCGCUGACCAUCUGCUACCCAGAAUACUCCGGCUCAAACACGUACGAGGAGGCGGCGGCCUACAUCCAGUGCCAGUUUGAGGACCUGAACAGGCGGAAGGACACCAAGGAGAUCUACACGCACUUCACCUGCGCCACCGACACCAAGAACGUGCAGUUUGUCUUUGACGCCGUGACGGACGUCAUCAUCAAGAACAACCUGAAGGAGUGCGGCCUGUACUGAAGGCCUCCGCUCCUUCUCUUGCUGGUGCGUGCAGGUCAGUACAGGUCACUCGUGACAGGGAGGCAUAACUAAUUGGAGGAGGACCAUUGUUACUGUCCAUGAGGAACAGCUACAGGUUUGAAAAGGAUGGACCAUUGUGAUGUCGUUGCCAUGGCGCUUACAGGGGUUCUUUUGUUCUUCAGAGCCAAAUUGAGGAUAUUGGAUUGUUUGUAUUUUUCUUAAAAGGUCUUGUCAAAUGUGGAAAGCAUGGCGGGAGAGUACGGUGCAAAUAUGAUGGGAAAGCUCAAAUUCAGUGGGGUUGUGCUGUGACGCUCGUGCUUUCCUUUAUUGGACAUUAACCCACAUUUAAGCAGUUUGUAUUAAGCUGUCAGCAAAUAUGAAGAGAGAGAAAUGCCUGUAUGCCUAUCAGCAUUGAAGAAGCGUAUCUGUCUAUUUUCUCCACAACGACAUACGUUUGCUCGGUCUUUUUAAUUGUUUUAACUGUACUAUGCACAAUGACCAAACUUUCUGUAUUUUCUUUGUGUAAUUUUUUUUGGUUCAAAACACAAAGAUUUUAGACUGUUCGUGAAAGAGGGAGAUGGGUCUGUUAUUCCUCCAUGCAAGUAUUCCUUUUCCUUUGUAUUCCUUCAAAAAUGUCUUUUUCAUCUUGCUGUAAAUAGUAUUUUUUUCAGGAAUCAGCACUUAUUUAGCUUGUCACAGGCUCACAAAUCUUCUUAUUUUUAUUUUUUUGGCACAGUGAAUUGUGCUUCACCAUUUUACAUCCACCCAAUGGUUCUUUUACUGAAUUUCUAUAUCGGUUGCACUUUGAAAUUGAUAAAUAGAUGACCUGACAUUCCACGUUUAUUCUAAUCAUGUUGUGCUUUGCUGAAUUGUGAAACAGUGUGGUCUUUUAACCAAUUCACAGGUCCCCUAGAUUACACCACAUACGUCAGACCAAUUAGAUUAGAUGUAUCUAAAUUCUGUAGAUGGAAUCCUAAAGGAACUACUUUAUAUUAACUGAUAUUUUAUAUAUAUGGAGCUUGUCCACAUCAGCGAAAUUGAAUUCAAUUUUUGCCACAUGCCAUAGAUUAAUUGGAUGCAAAUAGUUUCUGAAAACGUUGCAUUUAAAAUGAAAUCUCAGAUGUGAAACUUGGACCAGUUUGCAUUGAAAAGAAAUUACAUUGGUAGUGUUGGUUCAGCAUUGUUGUGCCUUUUUAAAAGAGAAUUUUAUUGGACAGAACACUUACUUUUAUCUCUGUGAACAAUAGAAUUGGUGUUCGCAUUUUGACUUUUUUAAAAUUUAGUUUUAAGGGACUCAUGUUCAUAGUAGUUUUUUUGAGUCUGCUAAGCUGGUAGAAGAUCCAUUUUGUACCUUUAAAUACAUUUUUGAAAGAGCCAUUUGUAUUCAUGGACUGGUAGGAGGCCUUGUGGUAUGCACCAUUCACUAGUAUUUAACAGAAAAAGUGUUUCCAAGUACCAAUUGUUAUUUACUGUAAUGACUUCCACCUCUCAGUACUUUCUUAUGUAUGAAUCUGGUGAUAUUUAUGGUUCUGUUGGUUUGAUUUUGUACAGAUUGUAUUGAUAUCUUGACCCUUAAAUGGUUGCGAUAAGCUUUUGUGCCGUUUCUUUUUAAAAUAAAAUUGGGUGAAGACAG